GACACCUCCGAGUCCCCGCCCGCCCGGGCCGCGCACCCUGCUCCGGCCGCCGAGGCAGCGCCAUCUCCGCCGCCGGCCCCGAGCCCCCGGCGCGGGUCCUCGGAGGCCCCGGGCUACGACCACCGGCUGCUGCUGCUGCUGCUGCUGCUGCUCCUGCAGGGAGGCCCGGCCGCGCCCCCCUUUGUCCCGGGUCUCCGGGCCGCGCCCAUGUGUCUGAGGCCCGCGCCUGCGCCCCAUGGACCCGCCCGGCUCGGCCCAGGCGCCCGCGGGGGACCCCGAACCCCGACCGGCGGGGAACUGGGGCGCCCCGGGCAGAGCGCACGCGCCCUCGCCGCCCCCCGCGCCGCCCGUCUCCGGCCUGCAGGACCUGGACACGCUGGCCGUCGUGGGCACGGGGACCUUCGGGCGCGUCCACCUGGUGAAGGAGAAGGCUGCCAAGCAUUUCUUCGCGCUGAAGGUCAUGAGCAUCCCGGACGUCAUCCGGCUGAAGCAGGAGCAGCACGUCCACAACGAGAAGUCGGUGCUGAAGGAAGUGAGCCACCCCUUCCUCAUUAAGCUGUUCUGGACCUGCCACGACGCACGCUUCCUCUACAUGCUCAUGGAGUACGUGCCAGGUGGCGAGCUCUUCAGCUACCUGCGCAGUCGGGGCCGCUUCCCGGCCACCUCGGGGCUCUUCUACUCAGCGGAGAUCGUGUGUGCGCUCCAGUAUCUGCACUCCAGGGACAUCGUGUACCGCGACCUGAAGCCCGAGAACAUCCUGCUGGACCGCGAAGGCCACAUCAAGCUCACCGACUUCGGCUUCGCCAAGAAGCUGGUGGACAGGACGUGGACGCUGUGUGGGACGCCCGAGUACCUGGCUCCCGAGGUUAUCCAGAGCAAGGGCCACGGCAGGGCCGUCGACUGGUGGGCGCUUGGCAUCCUCGUAUUCGAGAUGCUGUCCGGGUUCCCUCCAUUUUUCGAUGACAAUCCAUUUGGCAUCUAUCAAAAAAUCCUUGCAGGCAGAAUCGAUUUCCCCAGACAUUUGGAUUUCAGCGCAAAAGACCUCAUCAAGAAGCUGCUGGUUGUGGACCGGACGAGGCGGCUGGGGAACAUGAAGAACGGGGCCGAAGACGUCAAGAGACACCGCUGGUUCCGGGCCGUGGACUGGGACUCCGUGCCCCAGAGGAAGCUGAAGGUCGGUCCCACCUCACGGCGGCGGUGCCGGGGUCUCCGGUCGCCUGUCGUCCCUGCUCUCUGGCAGGGUGAGGCGGGAGGGCGGGCAGUUUCAGCUCAGCCUGGGCAACCGAGCAACCUGGCGACUUCCAUGUCUCCAGAAAGACAAAGGAGGCUGGGAAGGCCGCUCAGUGUGAAGGCCGCGGGUUUGAUCCCCAGUCCUUAACCCUCCUAAAAACACCCUUUUGGGAUAGAUGAGAUACUAGGUGGCUAUUUCCCAAGCCAAAACCGCAUGGAAAGUUAUUCCUGGCCCACUUUGGCUUUUUGCUUCCAAACCACCUGUCGGCCAUCGCUUUUAUUAGGUUCUUCCCUGUCUUCUUCCGGUUCCUUUACACUAAUAAAACUCCGUGUCUGUCAUUUUCCCCCGCCCGCAGCAGACACCAAAGAGUCCUAGCCUUGCUUUUUGACAGCUCUAAUCUGGACACUUUUAUCCCUUCCUGUAACCUUUUCCCUUUU
Messenger RNA from Heterocephalus glaber (naked mole-rat), 1668 nucleotides. NCBI's taxonomy places the organism in Eukaryota, Metazoa, Chordata, Mammalia, Rodentia, Bathyergidae. The record is from RefSeq and is a predicted model, not a curated record.